Molecule: messenger RNA, 1185 nt
Organism: Myxozyma melibiosi
Lineage: Eukaryota; Fungi; Ascomycota; Lipomycetes; Lipomycetales; Lipomycetaceae
Product: mitochondrial ribosomal subunit protein-domain-containing protein
Exons: 1
Coding region: 78-1145 (355 amino acids)
Biological process (GO): mitochondrial translation
Cellular component (GO): mitochondrial small ribosomal subunit
Molecular function (GO): structural constituent of ribosome
Source: RefSeq, a predicted model, not a curated record
CUCGUCGUCGUCUUCAACUGCGUUCUCAUCCAGCGCUUUUGUAUAUUUCACUCAGGUGCUUCGAGAGAACACAGACAAUGCUGCGCUUGUUAAUACGUCGGCAAUUGGCGCUGCCCGCGAGAGCCCUGCAGCAGCAGCGCAGCCGGGCGCUUCUUCCGAUCACUGCGACGACUCCCGGCCGCUACUUUUCAUCCACACGACCAGCACGCGACGAGGAGGAGGAGGGCGAUGAUGAAGACGACUCGGGCGGUCUCGAAUUACCGGAGAACUACCACGAGAUCAAGGCUAGAUACCGGGGCAGCUUUCCUUCCAUGCGCGACGCAGAGUACUCGGACGUUGCGGCGGAAAUCGCAGUGUAUGACGACGCUAUGCGGAAGAGGGCAGAGAAGACCGGGCAAGAUCCCGGAGGAGACGACGAGGACUUUAUCUACUACGACCCGAGUCCAGAGGAGGCGGUAGGCCCUAAUCGUAACUCGUUCACGAUCAAAAUGCCGCGCGACGAAGAACUGGAGACGCCGACGGACGUUAUGGCGGACGACCUUCGCCAGCAGAUGGAGCUCGAGACCGCACAAGAAAAUGAAGAGUUCUGGCCCGUGGAGAGACCGCAGGACGGAGACGAAUUGCCGUCAGAGGUGCAUCGCCGGGUGGAGCAGCACCGCGAGAAGCGAGAGUACAACCGCGUGGCGGCCUGGGAGAUGCCGUUGCUGAGCAAGGAAGCGAUUCCGUUUGUUGCUCCUACCAAUAAAGAGGUCUUCAAGUUCCGGUACACAACCUACAUGGGACAGGAGCAUGCGGGCGAGGCGAAGGUGACGGUUGAAUUCGAGAUGAAGGCGGUCGCGAAGCUGUACUUUGGCGAAGGCAAAGAGCGCGCUAAGCGGGUGCACAAGAUGUCUUUGCUCUGCGGACCGCGAUACAAUCCGACCUCCGGCAUCGUUCACAUGAGCUCCGAGCGUUUCCCGAACGCGGUGCAGAACAAAAAGUUCCUGGCUGAUUCGCUGAAGAAGCUGCUGGUCGAGGCCUACGACAUCGAGACCGAGGCGUUUGAGGACAUUCCGCGCGACACCAGACACGUCAAGCCAAAGAAGAAAGUGCCAAUGUUCCCGAAGGAGUGGGAGAGACCGCAGGAUGCUCUUGAUGUGUAUUAGAUUACGGAUCCUAUUAUGUAUAUUGUAGAUUGCAGCAGAU